Molecule: messenger RNA, 303 nt
Organism: Prunus armeniaca (apricot)
Lineage: Eukaryota; Viridiplantae; Streptophyta; Magnoliopsida; Rosales; Rosaceae
Source: the annotation of a GenBank genome assembly
AUGACUUCAUUUGAAAUAGUACUUCAAAUGCUCUACGUUCCAAGGAUGACUGAGGGUUUUUCCGUUGGAGUCUUUGAGUCGAUAAGUCCCCGAUCGCUGGAUACCGAUGAUUUCGUAGGGUCCCUCCCAGGAAGGUCCGAGGGUUCCUUCCGUGGGAUUCUUGGUUGCCAAAGAGACUUUCCGCAUGACCCAAUCUCCGAUUCGGAAAGAGCGGGAUCUGACCCUGGAGUCAUAGUAUCGAGAGACGCGUUGCUUGUAAGCUUCGUUCCGAAGGUUGGCUUGUGCUCGGCGCUCUUCGAGUAA